Messenger RNA from Paramecium primaurelia, 5369 nucleotides. The record is from the annotation of a GenBank genome assembly. NCBI's taxonomy places the organism in Eukaryota, Ciliophora, Oligohymenophorea, Peniculida, Parameciidae.
AUGGUAGUUUAUAAACAGAUGGAUCUUGUACUUGUGACCCUUCUCAUUAAUUUGCUUAAACUGGAAUUGGAUGCCGAUAAGAAUGUUAAAGAGAUUACUUUAUAGCAAGAUCAGAUAAUAUUUGUGUUCCAGAUAGAAGAAUUAAAUCACUUGUUUCAUAUUUUGAAUCUACAACUAUUAGUGCUUAUUCUCCUUUUUAGUUUGUUCAAGAUUCUGCAAAUUCAAGAAGUUCUCCAUCUAUAAUUUUCACUUGUUCAUCUACUAGCUAUGUAGGAAAUUUGCUUUAUAGUGAGGGAAUGAGUUUAUAAUUGGCAACUUCCUAAUCCUUAAAAUUUAUUAGACUAAGGAUUACAUUUUACUUAAAAGAUUUUUAAACUGAUAAUAAAAUAUAAAUAAUAUUAGAUGACUAAAUAUAAGGAUAAAUAAUCAAAGACUCAUCUAGUUACACUUUUGAUAAAAUAACAACAAUUUAUAGUUCAAGUAUCACAUGCACAAAUACUUAUGAUUUAAUAAGGAUAGAGGCAAUUCUUCGAACUUACUCUAAUACUCCUAAACUUAUUUUAAAAGGAGCAUAGUUAACUUUGGCAACUUCGACAUGGGGUUUCAGAAAUAUAACAAUUGAUAGUGGUAAUUGUAAGGAAAAUUGUGCAGUAUGUGCAGAUUUUUCAACUUGUUAACAAUGUAACACAGAUUAUGUGCUAUUUUAAAAUGGUUGUGUCAGUGCUUGUCCAGUGCAUUCUGCUAAUUGCGUUGAUUAUGCAGAUAUGAUACCAAGUAAUUUAAAAUAAUUUAUUUUCAGACUCUCGCUACUUAGCAUAAGGAUUUUAUAAUUUAAAUAUGAGUACAUCAGAUAUAAGCAAAUACUUAGAUGAAACUGUUCCAACUGGUAGUAAUUUCUUGACGGGAUAAAACUUUUCAAUUUUUCCAACUAAAUUUGUUUUAGGGGGUGUAAUGGUAUGGAAUAAUGCAAUAUAUAAAAAAUCAUGGAGUAUAUCCAAACCACACUAUGCUGUUACAAUAAGAUUUAACGUCAUAUAUGGAGAUUAAUAUGCUGGAAAUUUUUAUUAUACCAUUUAAGGAGUAAAAUCAGUUGCUCAUCCCAAACCAUCAACAAGUGGUUAAAACAUUAUUGGUAUGAGUUUAAAUGAAAUAACUUAAUAUUUUGAAAUUUUCCAGAAUCCAUUCACAUCGUCUCCAUUAAAUAUUGAGUUUCAAUGUACAGAUACAACUGUAGAUCCAAGAGACUAAUUUUGCGCAAUUUCUGAUUACUUUAUUGUUGUUCACUAUGUAAAUAUUUUCAUUUAAUAUUAAGUGUCUCCCAUUUUGUCAAGAUUGCAAUGAUGGGGUUUCUUGUGUUACUUGGGAAUCUGGACAUUUAAAUGAAAAUUGCGAUGUUAAUUAGUUUCUAUAAUUUGAUUCUAUUUCAGAAACUUAUAAUUGUAUUACAUGUAAUUAACCUGGAUGUUUAACUUGUAAAAAUUUGGAAGAAUGCACUUCCUGUGAUUCUUCAAGUUAAUAUAAUACUUUAAUAAAUGGAGUUUGCUUACCAAUUAAUCCUCCUUCACCUCCAAGUCCAUCAUUAUAAUGUCAUAAAUAUUGUGAAACAUGUACAGGAGCUUUGAUAACUAAUUGUCAAACCUGUGUUUCUGAUUUUCAUAGGAUUUUAUCCAACAAUUAAUGUUUAUGUUAGUCUGGGUUCUAUGAUGACGGAAUAAAUGUAAUUUGUCUUCCUGUGUGUGGAGAUCUUUUAAUUGUUGAUGGAGAAGAUUGUGAUGAUGGUAAUUCUAAUCCAUAUGAUGGAUGUAAUGAUUGUAAAUUUGGUUGUGAUGAGACUUGCAAAGAAUGCUUUUGGGGAAUUUGUUUCGAUUGCCAAAAAGGCUUCUAGAUUGCGGAUAAUCAAUGUGUUGCCAUUUGUGGUGAUAAUCUUUUAGUGAAAACAGAGGAAUGUGAAGACAAUAACUAAACUCCAAACGAAGGAUGUUAUAAUUGUAAAUUUUCAUGUCCAAAUCAUUGCAUUGAUUGCUAAUUUAAUAAAUGCAUAAAAUGUGAUGAACUAAAUGGUUGGUAUCUUGAUAAAAACAUUUGCUAACCUAUUUGUGGUGAUGGUAUAGUGGCUAUUUAAUUGGAGUAAUGCGAUGACAAAAUUUAAUAAGAGUUUAAUGAACUGUUAAAUAAACAAUUUUGUUUUUAAUGUCAAUAAAUAUGUUAAGAUUCUUGCUCUACUUGCUACAAAGGAGAGUGUUAUUAAUGUAAUAAAGGAUGGGUUUUGAACACAAUUUAAAAGAAUUGUCAUCCAAUUAAUGGAGAUAAAUUAGUAGUAGGAAACGAACAAUGCGAUGAUUGGAAUGAGAUUCCUUAUGAUGGAUGCUACUUAUCCCAAUAUUCUUGUGAUUAAAAUUGUAUUGACUGUCAAAUGGAUAUUUGUUAUAUAUGCGAAUUUGGAUUUUAUUUGAAUCAAGGAGUGAAUUCUUGCGUUAGCAAAUGUGGCGAUGGAUUAGUUGCUAAAGAUGAGUAAUGUGAUGAUGGAGUUGAUAAUGGAUGUAUAAAUUGUUAAAAAUAGUGUCAGAAAGAAUGUUUGAGUUGUUAUUAAGGAUAGUGUUAAGAAUGUGAAGGAAUAGGAUGGGAAAUUGAUAUAGUAUCUGGAGUUUGUAGAUCUAAUUGUGGGGAUGGCAUAAUUGUUGGAAAAGAACAAUGUGAUGAUGGUAACGAAAUCGAAUUUGAUGGAUGUCAUUAGUGUGAAUUAAGAUGUUUAUAGUAAUAAUGUACUAAAUGUUUAAUUGGAAUAUGCUUAGAAUGUGGUAAUGAUGGUUGGUAUUUAUUUGAAUACAAAUGCAUUUCUUUUUGUGGAGAUCUAAUUGUAGUAGAUAAUGAAGAAUGCGAUGANAUGCUAAUAAGGAGUUUGUUUAGAAUGCGAUACAUAUGGUUGGCAAUUAAAUGAAAAUUAAUGUAUAUCUUUUUGUGGGGAUGGUAUUAUUGUAGGAAAUGAAUAAUGUGAUGAUGGAAAUUUAAUUUAAUUUGAUGGAUGCUAUGAAUGCUAAUUUGAAUGUUAAGUUGGAUGCACAGAUUGUUUAAAUGGAGUUUGCUUAGAAUGCGAUACGUAUGGUUGGGAAUUAUAUGAAAAUUAAUGCAUAGCUUUCUGUGGAGACGGGAUUGUUGCAGGAGACGAAAAGUGUGAUGAUGGAAAUUUAAUUGAAUUUGAUGGUUGCUUCGAAUGCUAAUUUGAAUGUUAAGUUGAAUGUACAGAUUGUUAAUAAGGAGUAUGCUAUGCCUGUGAAAUUGAAGGCUGGUCUUUAUCUGAACAUCGUUGUCAUCCUGUUUGUGGAGAUGGAUUUAUUAUUGAGGGUUUGGAAGAAUGCGAUGACGGAAACGAUGUAGAAAAUGAUGGAUGUUAUUAAUGCUAGGUUUAAUGUUCAGAUGGUUGUGUUGAAUGUUAAUAAGAUAAGUGUCAGAGAUGCUAAGAUAAUUUAUAUGUAUUGGAUAUUUAAACAGAAAAAUGCAUUCAAAAAUAAAUCAAUGAUGAUGAUCAUGAUAUGGAUUUGAAUAAAAUGUUGUUGGUUUAAUUAUCUAAUUUUAGAUGUGGAGAAAAUUACUUACUUAUUGAUUAUAAAUGUGUUAAUUAAUGUGGAAAUGGAUUAUUAAAUAGUUAAUAUGAAGCAUGUGAUGAUGGUAAUCAUUUUGGAGGAGAUGGAUGCUCUUCUUUUUGUAGUAUUGAAGAUUAAUAUCAUUGUGAUAGUUAAUAAGGUUCAUUAAGUUUAUGUACAUUUAUGCAAGCUCCAAACUUUAAUUUGAAUAUUAUUUCAGAUAAAUCUAAUUCCACUCAAACAGUAGAAUUAACUUUCACUUAACAAGUUUAAUUAAAGGAAGAAUUAUAACUUGAAGAAAUUAUUGUAUUUACUAUUACUCCUUAAACUCAAUAUGUAUUAACAAUCGUUAGUAUCUAAAAUAUAACUACAAACUUAAACUCACCUAAAUAUUAAAUUAUAAUUGAAUUUAUAGAAUCCAUAUAAGAUCCUGUUCUAUAAGUCGAUGUGGAGAGAAAUACUAUACACAAUUAAUUUUAAUUAGACUUAUAGAAAAAUUAAAUGAAAAUUAAACUUGGUACUCCUUUUGUGUUACCCGAAACUACUAAAAAAUAAUUAGUUUAGUUUGUUAAAUUGAAUGAUGCAAUGAUGUAUUCUAUGGCUAGCAUAUCAAGUUUGGCUUUGUUAACAGGAAAUGCAAUUAUGUUUUUUAAUCUAUUAGAUUUAUUAUAGUCAUUAUCUUAUAUUAGGUUUAUGAAAUAUUAAUUUCCACCACAUUUAUAAGAAUUCUUAAACACCUACACUAAAGUCUCAUUGCAACCAAUUUUAAAUUAUUUUUAGAUAGAUUAGUUAUUGACUAAGUUAAAUGGAGGAAGUAAUAAAAAUUAAGUGAAAACCAAUUUGAAUCAAGAUCCAAACAAUAUUUUAAAUCAACUUUAUAUAUUCAAUGCUAAAAGUUGCUAUUUUUCAGUAAUAGCAUCUAUAUUAAGUUACUUUAUCUAUUGCAUAUUAGUAUCAAAAUAAUUAUAAAUUAUCAUUUUCAAACUUGAAAAUAAAUUUAGAAAAAAUUCGAAAAUUAUAAAAAUGAUUCAUUUAUUUCAAAAAUAAAUUCAAAAGAAAUGCUUAAUUUAAAAAAUUGAAUACUUUUCUUUAGGAAUUUUUAAAGUAUAUUAAGCAAUACUACAUUAAUUUAUGUUCAGUGCUAUAUUAUAAUUUCCAAAUUAUAAUUUUGAUUCUCCAUUUGAAAUUUUCAACAGUAUCAAUGCUAUUAUUGGAUUAUUGUUUAUUUUAAUAGCUACUUUUCCAUUACUUUCAAUUACUUCAUCUAAAAUAAAAAACGAAAGAAGAUGGAAGUACUUUUAUUUUGAAUCUUAAGCAUCAUUUUGGGCCUUAUAAUUUAAGCCUUUUUAAAUUUACAAAGUCUUACUUUAUAUUUUAAUUAUUGUAAAAUUAAUCAACUAUCCAGAAGCAUAAUCUAUUUUACUAUCAAUGCAAUCAUUCUUAUUUUUAAUAUAUUUGAUUAAAUUCAAGCCCUUGAAAUCAGUUUUUGAACUUUCAAAAUUAAUAUGCCGAGAAUUGUUAUUUUUGAUAAUAACCGGAUCAUUUUUAUUUUAUAGUUUUGAAUUAAGUUAAUAAAUUGAUAUAAUGGUUGGGUGGAUCCAUAUUGGAAUGUUUUGUACUAUUUUGGCUUCUAAUUUAUUAAUAGACAUACUAUAAUAAAUUAUGAAAAUAUAUCAAAAUUAUUUGUAAAAGAAAGAAAAGGAAAAGAUUGAAUAAGAAAGAAAAUAUUAUUUUAACCAUUUACAAGGAUUCUAAGUAAAUUCUAAAGAUUAUUCAAUAUAAUAAUGA